Messenger RNA from Chara braunii, 1505 nucleotides. NCBI's taxonomy places the organism in Eukaryota, Viridiplantae, Streptophyta, Charophyceae, Charales, Characeae. The record is from the annotation of a GenBank genome assembly.
ACAGUAGAGCAGAUAUUAGACAGACAGGUAAUUUGAAGUGGGUAUUUCUGUUAUCUGUCCAUUUAGCUCUGGGGAUAUGGAACAAUAUCCAGCGCAGACACCGAGGAGUUUUUUGAAUCGUUUCUUCGUCGAUCCCUUCCGGCGCGAUAGAGCCGUUUCGGAGGCGGGCAGUGGUUUCGGUGACAAUCCUGGGUACGACAUGGGUUGGCCAUCCGCAGCAGGAAGCUCAGUCAACGCUUUCCCACCCUGUACUAGGCCCUCAGGCCCACGGACACGGAUUGUGGGGUUACCUCUGCUGGACGUUAUGAACAGCUUAUGGGAGGGGCAGGCUCGAUCGGCGUUAUCUACAGUGGAUGUGAAGGAGACCGCGAAGACCUACGUGUUCCAAGCUGACGCCCCCGGGUUUGAGCAGGAAGACCUAAAGGUGCAGGUGGACGAUGUUGGCCCUGGCAAUGAUCACUUUCUGGUCAUUAGUGGGACGAAGCAGAUGCAGUCGAUCGCAGAAGAGGAUGGCUUGCCCGCGUCGUCGAGAUCGAUCGGCGGCACGUUCAUCCGGCGGUUUCGAUUGCCCAGCGAUGCGGAUCCGGACGCAAUUACAGCGCACUGUGAAAACGGGGAUUUGACAGUGGUGGUCCCGAAACACGGAGUCAUUCCAGACCCGAGGUUCUCUCUCGAAAACGCGCGGCCAUUGCGAGUCGAGGAGAUCGAGUCGGAGGAGGACGAAGAGCUUGAGAGGCAGGAACACAGCGGAGAUGGAGAGGGAGCGGAGUUCGCCGCCGACAACAUGGAUAGUCGGGAGGAGCUUAAUGCGGCACUGGCUGCUCCGACUGCAGCAGCUGCGCUUGUUUCCUCUUCUUCCGCAGGGAAUGGGUCCGCAGCCGCUGUGGCCGCUCCUAGUCCAAGUAUCGAGUACAACAACCCGCUGCAAGACAGCUACACAGGGCGAGAAUUGAACCCAGAUGUGGCAGAGGUGACGAGUUCGAGGACGGCAGGAACACCUGUACAGGCCGGCGCCGCUAUAACGCCGGCGCCGGAAGGGUCGGUGGCGGUACUGGCCCAGCCGGAGACGCCGCCUCCGCGAAUCGUUGAAGUACUCUCCGCCCCACCUCCUGCAGAUGUUCGGGACGUGGAAGUGGUGGGCGACGAAUCCGAUGUCGAUUUCUCCUUCUCAGAACCGAAGGCGCAUCAUCACAGAUCGAGGUGGAGGAGGCUGCUUCGCAAACUGUCGGCUUCUAGACGUUGGACGAGCUCUGAAAGACAAAGCAAGCGAUUUUAGAGUGCCGUCCUCUCUCUCUCUCUCUCUCUCUCUCUCUCUCUCUCUCUCUCUCUUUCUCUGUCUCUCUCUCUCUCUUUCUCUGUCUCUCUCUCUCUCUGUGCCUUCUGUCUUGUGUUUGUGCUCGGUUUUCUCACCCUCGGGCGCGUCAUUUGCCUUGUGUCUUUUUUUUAUGUCAACCGUUUUGUCCGGAUUUGAUUUCCUGUGUGGGUUCGUUCGCUUCUGUUGCGAC